GGGGGAAAAAAAAGGCCUCUGUUGUCACUGUGAAGUCGAAGGCGGUGAGGGGACGGUUAGCGUUAGUCGCGCGUUUGCGCUCCGCGAGACUGCCCGUCUGUGCUGGUUUCCCUCAUAGGAAACGGCGACGCUUUUCACCUUUUUGAAUCCUGUAGUGUUGGUUGCGGUGUUUCCUUGGAAGUUUUUGAAUCUCCUUUUAAGCGGAGUAGCCAUUUCUGGGAGAUAAGGGAGCCGAGUGUGUGUGUGUGUGUGUUUUGGCUGGGUUUCUUGCUUAGUGGGAGCCGCACGAGGAGAGGGGGGUGGCGGCUCCUAAAUGACGCUCCACCUUAUGGAACGAGGCGGCUUCCCAGGACGGUGUUAAAGGGCGGCUGAGAAGAGGGUUCCGACAUCUGCUCCCUUCCUUUGUGUCCCCCCCAACCCCACCCCACACGCGUUUUGGGUUUUUGUUUUUUUGCUCGGCCCCGGCUGACUAUGGAGGUGCUGGAAGGUGGGGAGCAGAACUUGUUCCAGUGGGAUCGAAAGUUGAGUGAGCUGUCGGAACCGGUGGACUCCGAGGCCCUCCUCUACAACACGCCCUUCACAGAACUCCUUGAUGACUUUUCCCAGGAUGUUUUGGGACAGCUCUUGAACGAUCCCUUCCUGUCUGAGAAAAAUGAGAUGAUGGAAGUGGAGUUAUCACCAGUUUCCCCAGCUCCCCUCAUCCAGGCAGAGCAUAGCUAUUCCCUUUGUGGGGACUCUCGGCCGCAGUCGCCAUUGACCCAUAUUUCAGCUGAUGACAAUUUCAAUGAAGCUGACUUGGAAAAUGAAGACUGGUGCCUGGGAUCAGAGCUGACGUCAGCCAACAUAAAGACAGAACCAGCAGUGACUGAAGCAUCUGGCCUUGCUCCCUCAGGCAGUCUUACUGCUUCGCCCAACCCCACCAUCCUGGAGGGGGAAGAGCCACUGAUGCAGGAUGAUGGCCCAACUAAAUCAGAGAGUCACAACGUUCUUCCUGAGAUUAAAUUGGAGCCACAUGAAGUGGAUCAGUUUCUGAACCUUUCAUCCAAGGAAGUGGUGGAUACUCUACACAUGCCUCCAACACCCCCCAGCAGCCAUGGUAGUGAUUCUGAGGGUGGACAAAGCCCAACCCGGUCCCUCCCACCAUCAAGUCCCACCCACUUGCAGGCCACUGUUAAAGUGACAUCACGCACAGCUUCCGCCCUUACCAAUUCACCUCUCUUAACAGCACCACAUAAACUUCAGGGCACAGGUCCUCUAAUCUUGACAGAGGAGGAGAAGAGAACUUUGAUAGCAGAAGGCUAUCCCAUCCCUACAAAACUUCCCCUCACCAAAGCAGAAGAGAAAGCACUGAAGAAAAUCCGUAGAAAGAUCAAGAACAAGAUUUCUGCCCAAGAAAGCAGGAGGAAAAAGAAAGAAUACAUGGACAGCCUGGAGAAGAGGGUUGAGACCUGCUCAACUGAGAACAGUGAGCUUCGCAAGAAAGUGGAAGUUCUGGAGAAUACAAACAGAACACUCCUGCAGCAAUUACAGAGGCUCCAAACCAUGGUAGCUGGCAAAGUGUCACGGUCCUGUAAAGCUGCUAGUACACAAACAGGGACGUGUCUCAUGGUUGUAGUAUUAUGCUUUGCAAUUAUUUUGGGCAGCUUUUCGCAGAGUUUUGGGCCUCAUUCCUCCAUCACAAAAGCUGUGCUGCCAACCCAACAUUCUACACCAGAGUCAUAUACAGCAUCAAUAGUGAGAUCAAGGAGCCUCUUGACUUACGAGGGGCCUUAUCCAUUGGAGGAACAGCCCCUGUCAGAUCACAGCAAUGGCUGGGACAGGCACCUGGAUGCCUCCAAAACCCUAUCUUUGGAACCCAUGUCCAAGUCACAACCCAGUCAGAUUACAGAGAUCACAAUAGCCAACGAGACAAGGCUAGAAAAGUCAUUGCUGGUGGGGCUGCAGCAGCACAGAAUCAGUUCGGAGCUGGAUGCAAAUGAAACACUAAAGAUUGUUGAAAUUGACAGAAGAGUCAAUGCUACAUCAUAGGAGAAAGGAACAUUCCCUCCCACCCUUACAUCUUUACUUUUGUACAAAAGAUCAGAAGGACUUCUCACUGUCAGUAAAUCUCAAUAGCGAGAAUGGACAACUUCUCUGAUUUCUUUUAUAUGAGAAAGUGGCUUUGGUUUUCUUGCCCUGUUUUUUUUUAAAUAGUAACUAUCAUGCCUGAUUUUUACCAUAAUAUUCAUAGUGGGACGAACUAUGUUGAUAAUAUUUUGAUGAGCCGCCAAUGGUAGGAUGUUGACUUCAGUGAAAAUCUCUUCUGGAGCUUCCAUAAUCAUGGCAAAACAAAACCAUAACCAACAUUUUUCCUAUCUUCUCUAGAAGAAUUGGACUGUAGACAUGUUCUUUGUUGAACCUCAGUGGACAAGAAUGGUUAGUUCUGGCAAAAAAACUUUGGUUUCGCUAGACUCAGAGGUUUCAUAAUUCCUUUCCUUCCAUGGUGACAUCUCUGUAAAAACUGAAAAGGAUUGGGGUCAUCUUUCAGUACUUUAGUUUAAUUUUUCCCAAUCUGAUGACUUCUUGCUGUGUUGAAACUACAACUCCCGAAAUACCCACUAAGCCUAGUUAUAGAGAAUGUAUACCAGAUUCUCAUGUGGAUAUGAGAAUCUGGUUGCUUAUAUUCCCCUAUAUCUUAUACUCUCUUGUAUCUUUCUGUUGUAAAUAGUAUUUAUUAAGUUUUUUUUCCCUAUGAUCCAAGCUGGAAUGACAAAUCAAGGUUGUAAGUUCUUUCAAAUGAUCUUAGUGGACUUUGAAAAUCUUCCAAAACUUCUUUUAGACUCCAGGCAUUAAACUUUUAAAAGUUUAAUUUAAAUAAAUCCCCCCCCCACUUCCUAACAUGUUAUUUUGUCCUCUCUGUUGUAUUUGUUUUAAGCUUUUGGCUGUGAAACCAGCAAAAAUUUCAAUCUCAACAAUCUCAAUUUCUAUCAUUUUAAAUGAUCAGAACUUUUGGGAAGGAAUUAUUAGUAUCGAAAUAUUAAAAUAUCACCUCCUCUAUAAAAUACAGUUGCAUGGGACCCUUCAUCAAACAAUUACUUAUAUACUUAGAGUUAAAAAAAACCAUUUCUCUAAAUCACUUUGCAGUGGGGGGAUUUUCAAAUAUCAAACUUGGGUAAAAAUGUUUAUUUUAAGGCACUGUAUUAUUCAUUAUGUGAUCAUUGAUUCCAGAUGUCUGUAGCUAAUAGAUUUUGUAUAGCUAGUGGGUGGGCUCUAAAAUAAGAGAAUGUUAUUUUAAACUGUCUAUUUAUGGGAAUCAAUUAUGGGGUUGUGAUGCUCUUAAUAAUUGAGUAGUAGGUAGACAGUGUAUUUCUUUUGCUAUGUAUAUGCUUUGAUUGUAUUCAUUGCUUUUUAUUAUUAUGCAAAGUAAAGUAUUUUAACUAGUUUAAUAUUUGUGUAUUGGAUGUUGACCGAUGCAAAUUGGUAGCUUUCCCAUUCUAUAAGAAUCUGACAAUUUGCUUCUCCUUUUUCUUUUAACCCUAGAAACAUUCAAUUCAUGAUGUAUAAAUCUGGGUUGAAUGUCAAAUUUAAAAUGUCUUUCAAGAAAUAUCUGAGAAUAGGAAUUCCCCCCCAAUCCUUAAUUUUGAGGAGUGGGUGCUAUCUAGUCACAGUUUGGCUGUCAAUAAAAUGAAUGACUAAUAUUAAUUGCCAGUUGAGGCUGGUUUCUCAAGUUCUCAAAAGCCAGAAGGCCAUUGUGCAGUCUCAGGUGGACUCCCAGUAUAAAAAUGUAUCUUUAGCAUCCCCUCUCUCACUUUGUGACAAAAAUAAUUCUUCCAUAGUUGCUAAUUGAAAUGAAACUGCUUUUUUAUAUUGUUAUGUUGAAGGUAUACUCCAACCCUGUGUACUCCAGCUGGUCAUGUUGAUUUGUUACCCUGUUUCACUCACUCUCAAUAGCCUUGUACCCGAGCCUUGUAAAUCUGAAUCCCACACUUCAGAGCCCAGACUUGUUGGUUCUUGUGCAGUAGAACAUUUUACCCCUCCCAUAAAGAAUAUGAGCUCUUGCAAAGAAAGACAGAAUUUAUCAACCAGCUUUAUAUAUCUUUAAACUGCCUAAGGAGACACAAUUUUAAAAAACCUGAAAGAUAAAAGAUGCUGGUUUAUGUUGAAAACUUGUAACAUGCUAUUAGGGAGCCUUCCUUUAUUCAUAAACACAGUUGUUACAAGAUAAACAUCCUUGUGACAUCAAUGCCCGGUGGAGUAAUCGGUCCUUCUCAUUUUGUUUAGUUUUGCAUAUUUAAAAAUCAGAAUAACAAGUUGAGGUAUUUGAAGACUUUAGAACACUGCUUGGAGUUUUGAGUGGUUAUGGCUCAUUUGAAAGGCAGAAUUAUACUGUGCAGGGCAACAUUUCCUCCCCCCCUUUUUUUCCCCUUCAAAAAAGAAUGGGGAAGAACUGUCUAAGAACAGUAUUUAUUUAUAAAUAGAUGCACAUUAGCUAAAUGUAAUUUAACUCUUUAUGAAGAUAAUUUUCCGAACCCUUUUUGCUCUAUAAUUCUCCAAACCACACCAAUCUUGUUACAAAUCGUGAGGUGCAUAGAGACAGAUGACAUAUGGUAGAUAGAUAUGAUAGAUGAUAUAUGGAAGUCAGUGGCUGUGUGGUAAUUUGAUGCUUAAAUGUUUGUAGAAUGGGCACUGUUUGAACCUUGACAAUAGCAGGAAGUGAUAAUAAGACAAUUAUCCUGCCACUGUUAAGAAACACAAAAUAUAUCACACUAAUUCCUUAGCAAUACAAUAAAUACAAAAAAGUAAUACAAAUGCAUACUAAAAUAUAAACUAGAAUCAGUUUGGUAAAGUGUUUUGAGAUGCUGGAUUAGAAACUGGGAGAUUAUGAGUUCACCCUUAGGCAUGAUAGCUGGCUGGAUGACUUUGGGCCAUUUACUCUCUCUCAACUCACCAGGGAAAAUAGGAGAUCUAUGUGCUAUAUACCUGCCACCUUGGGUUGUAGGGAUAUCCAAAUAAAGUAGGAUAAAAUUAAAUGAAUAAAUACACUGAAUACCAACUUUGCAAUGGAUGGGGCAUAGAUAUAAUUUACAGGCUGGUUGAAAUGAAAGUGCAAUUUAAUUCUCCUUGAUUUUCUGUGCAAAAAAUUAAAGGAUCUUCGGACCCAUUUUAGCAUCUUUUCUCAGGUGCUGAAUUCAAAGUUGGGUAAGCAUAUCCGCCUUGAUUGGCUUCUUUCAAGGCUAAAUGUUUUAUAAAAUUUAAAUCAUUCUGAUUCUUGGUCCCAUCUAUUUUGUGAAGUGUGGCUCUAAUUAUAUAUCACUUAAAAUGGGUCUCUCUUGUGUAUGUUGUACUUUAGGUUGAAAAUCUGAAAAUGUUGUCAAUGGGACAGUGUCUUUAUUUAUUUAUUUAUAAAUAAAUUUAUUUAUAAAUUUAUAAAUAAAUUUAUUUAUUUCAUUCAUAAAGAUACUGACAUUCAGGCUAAACCUUUUCUUAUCCUUGAAAUAUAGAUUAUGAUUUUAUACAUUGCAAUGCAUAAUCCUAUUAAAAUCAGCAGAAUUAGACUCAUACGAUGUCUUUCUGCAUCCCAGUUAGGGGCUAUAUACAUUAAAGUUCCCUGGAACUUUCAUAAAUUAUUACUGCCUUUUAGAGAACCUUAUUAUAAGUUAAGUUUUCAUUUGUUAUUAUAAGUCAGCUUGAGGAUUAUUGUCAAGCAAAAAAAUGUACUAUAAGCAUUUGUUUAAUAAUAAUUAUAUCUGUAAUAUGUAUCAUGUAAGCCCAAAACCUGUUAAAUUGGGCCAUCCGUAUUGACAUUUUUCUGUCCCAAAAAAAUCUCAGUUAUUUCUGCUAUGUGAAUAUGCAAAUAUGUUUUACCCAUGUUUAAAUGGAACUGACUGAUUAAAAUACUGUAAUUAUUUAACAAAAAACAUAAGGUAAAAAUUAAAAAAAGUCAAUACCUUAAAUAACAGUGGCAUUGUUUUAAUAUGUUCUAUACCAUUUUUAUUACAAUAUAUGAUAUAUAUGUGCACUUCUAAAUAUGUCCUCACAUACUUGGGAGAAGCAAAGAAAUUUUGUGUAAAAAAAAAAAAACUUUUAUUAAGCACACAAGUCUAAAAUGAAACUGCAAGCUAAAUGCUUUUUGUAUGUACCUAAGUGCAACUAUGUAAUGCUUUAUCUAUUUUCUUGGAAAUAAAUAUUUUCCUAAAGAAAAA
This is a messenger RNA of Ahaetulla prasina, 6182 nucleotides long. RefSeq names its product cAMP responsive element binding protein 3 like 2 (gene CREB3L2). Gene Ontology annotation, molecular function: DNA-binding transcription factor activity, RNA polymerase II-specific; cAMP response element binding. The record is from RefSeq and is a predicted model, not a curated record. Gene Ontology annotation, biological process: regulation of transcription by RNA polymerase II. The transcript is spliced from 12 exons. NCBI's taxonomy places the organism in Eukaryota, Metazoa, Chordata, Lepidosauria, Squamata, Colubridae. The coding region runs from base 472 to 2028 and encodes 518 amino acids.